UUUCUGUGAUACCAGCAUGAACUGCAGCCAGGGGGAUAUUUUAUGCGACAGAGUGAUAGUAAAAUCAUCACCAGUUCACCUUUUUCUUUCUUCAGUGCCGUCAAGAUUAGAUUUUCUUUUCUUGGAUAGAUGCAUUUUGCAAAACUCAAAAAGAUCAAAUCUUUAUACAUUUCGACUAUCAAUUAAAAAACUAUGACCUCCAUUCUUUUUCUUCCUCCAUCAUCAAGCUCCUCCACUUUUCUUCACAAUUGUAGCUCAAUUCCACCCAAAUUUAGCUUCUCUAGUGGCUUUAAUCACAGCAAAAAAGAUGAUAAAACAAGGGCUAAAGCUUCUGAUUCUGAUGAUUCUUUUUCAGCACAGCCCAAUUUGAGUACUAGAUUGCCUACACCUCCAUGGAUGAAGAGAGGCCCUGUUCUUGGUGAUGAUAUAGAACCCUCAAAAUUAAGAAAAGAUAGGAACUUUAGCAAUGAUAGAGGUGAAGAAAAUGAGGGUGGGCAGUCAUUGACUAAAAGGGUUAAGGGUGGGAGAGGAAAGAAAGCAAUGGGCAAGAUUUUUCGGAGUAUCGGAAAGCUUCAAGAAACUUGUUUGGAAGAAAGUGAAGAAUUUAGGAAAAGCCCAGAUCAAAUUAAGUUGGAUUUUUUGAUGGGAGGGGUUGAGGAGGAUGAGUUUUCUGGUUUCGGAGAGCAAAUGCCUUGGGAAAGAGAUGAGAGAGUGUUUUUUAGGAGGAUGAAGAAAGAGAAAGUGGUGACUGCUGCUGAAUUGAGUCUCGAUAGUGGGUUACUUGAGAGGUUGAGAGGCGAGGCUGCAAAGAUGAAAAAGUGGGUCAAGGUGAAGAAAGCUGGGGUGACUUGGGAUAUUGUUAGUCAGAUUCGAUUUCUUUGGAAGAAUAAUGAGCUUGCCAUGCUUAAAUUUGAUAUUCCCUUGUGUCGGAAUAUGGACAGAGCUCGAGAGAUUGUAGAGUUGAAGACUGGAGGUUUAGUUGUGUGGAGUAAGAAAGAUGCACUCGUUGUCUACAGAGGAUACAUAUAUCAAUAUCCAAAACCUUUUAUCAGGAAGAAUGACAACUUAGGGAAAAAUGAUACUGAAGAGGAGAUCAUACCAAUAGAAGGAUCACUGUAUGAAAGGGAAGCAAAUAGAUUAUUGGAUGGCUUGGGACCUCGUUUCAUUGAUUGGUGGAGACCAAAACCUUUGCCAGUGGAUGCAGACUUGCUUGCAGAAGUGGUUCCAGGAUUUAGACCACCAUUCAGACUUUGCCCACCAAAAACUAGAUCAAAACUGACUGAUGAUGAACUUACUUACUUGAGGAAACUUUCUCGCCCUUUACCCACACAUUUUGUUUUAGGAAGAAACAGAAAUCUCCAAGGCUUGGCUGCAGCCAUUUUGAAACUGUGGGAGAAAUGUCAUAUUGCGAAGAUCGCUGUGAAGUUGGGAGCUCUUAAUACAAACAAUGCUGAAAUGGCAGAUGAGCUCAAGUGUCUGACAGGAGGAGUUCUGUUAUUGCGUAAUAAAUUCAUUAUAAUAAUUUACAGAGGCAAGGACUUUCUUCCUUGCAGAGUUGCGAACCUUGUGGUAGAGAGAGAAAUAGAGCUUAGAAGCUGCCAACUUCAAGAAGAAGCUGCACGCGCUGAAGCAAUUGGAAACAUUUGUUUGACUGUUGAGCCAUCAAAUUAUGACAGCACUGUUGGAACCCUGUCAGAGUUCCAGGAUAUUCGGUCAAACCGUGGGGACCUGGAAGGUGAAGACAUGAAGGUGAAUGUUCAAUUUGAAGCUGAAAAGAGAAAGCUAAAAAAGGAAUUGAGAGAGCAAAAACACAAACUCUCAAAGCUUAAAUUGAAGAUAGGGAGGUCAAGUAAAAAUCUACGGCAAAUAAAUUCGGCAUGGAGACCUGCUGAACUGGAUGCUGACCAAGAAAUAGUAACCCCAGAAGAGAGAGAAUGUUUAAGGAAGAUAGGUCUGAAGAUGGAUAGCACUCUGGUUCUUGGAAGGCGAGGGGUGUUUGAUGGUGUCAUAGAAGGAUUGCAUCAGCACUGGAAGCACAGAGAACUAGUGAAGGUGAUUACAAAGCAGAAAGUGUUCUCCCAUAUUGUAAAUACAGCAAGACUUCUUCAGAGACAAAGUGGUGGAAUACUUAUUUCAGUAGAGGAGCUGAAAGAAGGCCACGCUAUAAUUUUGUAUCGUGGGAAAAACUAUAAACGCCCUUUAAAGUUGGUAUCGGAGAAUCUUUUAAGUAAAAGAGAAGCACUAGAAAGGUCACUUGAAAUGCAGAGAGUUGGAUCCUUGAAGUUCUUUGCAAAUCAAAGAGAGAAGGCAAUUUCAGAUUUGAGAAGAGAACUAUCUGUUAAUAUGCAGGCUGAAGUGCCAGAGAAAAUAGGAUUUCAAAGAGAACCUGAAGAGUAAAGACCUUGUAAGUUGUAAAGUUGUAAAGCCUUAUGUACAGAUAUGUUAUGUAAAUACUGUUCUUGAAUACAAAACCGCUUCCUCCAGAAGUAAUACCCAUAUAAACUAGAAUCGAUCACACAUACAGCAAGCAGUCUUGUUGUGUGAAUGCUGUCAGGCUUUGAGAAGUCGAAUAGGACUCCUCUGAUUGCGGAACUUGUAAGAAUCAUUUAAAGAAACUAAUCCUGCAUUUGUCUCUACAUCUUUGUAUAUCUCAAGAACAGACACCAAAUUGAAUUCUAGCCAACAUUGUUGUU
This is a messenger RNA of Daucus carota subsp. sativus, 2693 nucleotides long. RefSeq names its product chloroplastic group IIA intron splicing facilitator CRS1, chloroplastic. The transcript has 9 exons. Lineage: Eukaryota; Viridiplantae; Streptophyta; Magnoliopsida; Apiales; Apiaceae. The record is from RefSeq and is a predicted model, not a curated record. Gene Ontology annotation, biological process: RNA splicing, via transesterification reactions. The coding region runs from base 193 to 2397 and encodes 734 amino acids. Gene Ontology annotation, molecular function: mRNA binding.